AUGGCAGACCUAACGAGCCCGAUAAACCAUUCUGGCCAGGUGGCGAAGUUUAACAUGUAUUCGGUAAAAUGUGGUUAUCAGCUGGCUUUGAACUUAAGGUUGAGGUCUGAGGCGACUUCGUCUGCUCCGUAUGCUGGAUUAUGGAAAUGGAUAUGGGGGCUAGAUGUUUUACCUAAGGUCAGGUUAUUCAUGUGGAAAUGUUUAGCCAAUGCUCUUCCUACGAAUCAAGCGCUCAGAAGUCGGUGCAUUGAUGUUGAAGCUCUUUGUAGAAGAUGUGGUGAACAUGAGGAGACUAUGGAACACGCGCUUCGUGAUUGUGCUUGGGUGGAGGCCAUGUGGUCUGUCUCACCCCUUCGACUUCAGCCUUUAUCGGGGAUUUGCUCGAUUCCAGCAUGGUUUGAGAUGAUCCGUAAUUGUCCCCACCGUGAGAUUCAUUCUCAAUUUGCGACGCUUGCCUGGACCAUUUGGUAUGCCAGAAAUUUGCUGGUUUUCCAACAGAAGGAUUUGAAUCACGUGGAUUGUCUUGCAACUGCUACUCGAGCACAAUGGGUGGUACCGAUGGUUGCGUCUUCACAUCAGAACCAGGAGCAUAAAGUGAGCUGUACUCGGGUGGGACAGAUGAAGCUCUCGACUGAUGCAGCGUUGGAUGAAGGAGUCGGAAUUGGAGUGGGUGUUGUGAUGAAGGACGGGGAAAACGGUGUUGUAAGCUGCCGUCUUGGGUUCAGAGCUGGUAUUUACUCGGUCGUCGAAGCUGAAGCUUUAGCUAUGCUUGAAAGCUUCUAUCUGUGCAGGGAACGUGGAAUUACCGAUGCUAUCUUUGAAACGGACUGCCAAGCUUUAUACUGGAUGUUGAUGAAGCGUGAGAAUGAUCUUUCAUAUCUUGGAGUUACUCUACGUUCGAUUUAUGCUUUGAUGAGUUCUUUUCGUCAUGUGGCCUUCAGUUGGACUUCUCGCGAAGGUAAUGAAAUUGCAGAUAGGCUUGCUUCUUAUGCUCUCUGUAAUGCUCUCCCUUUUGUUUCUGUUGGAGAGUUGCCACCUGAUGUAAACCCUUCCUGA
Molecule: messenger RNA, 1056 nt
Organism: Salvia miltiorrhiza (redroot sage)
Lineage: Eukaryota; Viridiplantae; Streptophyta; Magnoliopsida; Lamiales; Lamiaceae
Exons: 1
Coding region: 1-1056 (351 amino acids)
Molecular function (GO): nucleic acid binding; RNA-DNA hybrid ribonuclease activity
Source: RefSeq, a predicted model, not a curated record